Molecule: messenger RNA, 1893 nt
Organism: Lichtheimia ornata
Lineage: Eukaryota; Fungi; Mucoromycota; Mucoromycetes; Mucorales; Lichtheimiaceae
Exons: 11
Coding region: 1-1893 (630 amino acids)
Biological process (GO): phosphatidylinositol dephosphorylation
Cellular component (GO): endoplasmic reticulum
Molecular function (GO): phosphatidylinositol-4-phosphate phosphatase activity
Source: RefSeq, a predicted model, not a curated record
AUGCAUCAGAAUCUACGCCUAUACAUAACCAAAGACGUCUACGUCCUUGAGCCCGAGACCGGUGCCAGCCUAGUUAUCCGUCGUGAUAGUGGUGCCAUUACAGUUUCAGAUGAUGCUGUGCCCCCCGUAACCGAACAAGACGCAACGAUGACAGUAUAUGGUGUUCUUGGAUUCAUUCAGCUGAUAUCUGGUUAUUACUUGAUCGUCAUCACAAAUCGCGAAAACGUGGGGACUCUUCGUGGCCAUGACAUUUAUCGUGUGGGAUCAUUCCAAAUCUUGCCACUGGCUCGCAAUUUGAGUGGAUUAUCUGAGGAGCAGAGAAAAGACGAGCAUGAAUACGUUUCGCUAUUGGAGAGCCAUAUCAAAGCUGGUGGAUUCUACUUUUCUUACAGCUACGACUUGACAUUGAGCCUGCAACGACAAUCUGAACUUACAGCCGAGUCUUUGGCACAGCCAUUAUGGAAGCGGGCGGAUGAUCGCUUCUUUUGGAAUCGCUUUGUAUCGAGCAAGCUCAUUGACGACGCUACACAAAACUUGAAUGAUUUUAUUUUACCUGUAAUGCAAGGCUUUGUCGAGAUCAAGGAUGCACGUGUCAACGGCAAGCCCUUCACCAUUGCUCUCGUCACUCGACGUAGCCGCUUCCGCCCUGGUACGCGUUACUUUUCUCGAGGCAUUGACAGCCAUGGCAACGUAUCCAACUUUGUUGAAACGGAGCAGAUCGUCUUGUAUGACGGCGAGGAUGCUAAGCAACCAUCGGUGGGUCUCAAGCAGCUUUCUUAUGUGCAAACGCGUGGAUCCAUUCCUGUUUACUGGAGCCAAAUUAUCACUCUCAAAUACACACCACGAUUAUGGGUGGGCGAAAGCAGAAAGAGUCUUGAUGCUGCACGUGCACACUUUGAUGAGCAAAUCCGUAUCUAUGGCCCACAAAUCCUUGUCAACUUGAUCAACAAGAAAGGUUAUGAGCUUCCCAUGGGUCAGGCCUAUGCUCGUACUAUUGAACAAUUGAACGACCCUCGCUUGGAUUAUACGCACUUUGAUUUCCAUAACGAAUGCAAGCACAUGAGAUGGGAUCGUAUCCAGCUACUUGUUGAUCAGCUACAAGAACAGCUUGUAAAGCAAGGCUACUUUUACCUCGACGCUACUGAUAAGAACGCCCCAGCUGUGCAAAAAACGCAAACAAGUGUGAUUCGAAGCAACUGUAUGGAUUGUCUUGAUCGUACCAAUGUUGUACAAAGCACGUUUGCUCGUUGGGUGCUUACACAACAGCUUCGUCAAAUUGGCAUCCUCGGCCCCAAUGAAUCGAUUGAAAAUCAACACGCCUUCAUGUUCAUUUAUCGCAAUGUGUGGGCCGAUAAUGCAGAUGCCGUUAGUACCACCUACUCUGGCACGGGUGCCUUGAAGACUGAUUUUACAAGGACUGGUCAACGUACCAAAGCCGGCGCUAUGCAAGAUCUCCAAAACUCGUUGACGCGUUAUGUCAAGAACAACUUUUUGGAUGGUAUUCGUCAAGAUGGCUUUGAUUUGUUUUUGGGCAAUUACAAGGUUUCCCCAACUGUCACCCACAGCCCAUUUGAAGUGAGCCGACCUCUACGUGUUCGUGUGGUGCCCUAUAUCCUCAUCUUUGGUCUCUUCAUGUUGUUGCUUAAUUUAUUCCGACCUAGUUACUCUGGUGUGCAUUCAUGGGUUUCGUAUCUCCUUUUGCUGGCAUUCUGGUUAUCUGUUAUCAUUUCUGGUGUACGCUUCGCUUUACGUCAUGGCGAUCAAUUUGUGGGUUGGCCUCACCUUGUCGCACUACCAAACUAUGAUGAGCUCGAUGCCAAGGGUGGAAUAAUGGAAAAAGGUGGUAUGGAGCCUCCCGAGAUGGGUACACCGCCCGAAUCACUGGAAAAGUAA